Molecule: messenger RNA, 2428 nt
Organism: Microcebus murinus (gray mouse lemur)
Lineage: Eukaryota; Metazoa; Chordata; Mammalia; Primates; Cheirogaleidae
Source: RefSeq, a predicted model, not a curated record
CGGGCCGCGCGGACGCUCAGCCGGUGCGGACGCGGGCGCGUGGCGGAGCUUUGAACCCGAGCGGGCGCUGCGGGCCGGGGUCGGGCCGGGGUCUUCCGUGCAAUGGCGGCCGAGGCGCGCGUGUCGCGCUGGUACUUCGGGGGCCUGGCCUCCUGCGGGGCCGCCUGCUGCACGCACCCGCUGGACCUGCUCAAGGUGCACCUGCAGACGCAGCAGGAGGUGAAGCUGCGCAUGACGGGCAUGGCGCUGCGCGUGGUGCGCUCCGACGGCGUCCUGGCCCUCUACAGCGGCCUGAGCGCCUCGCUGUGCAGGCAGAUGACCUACUCCCUGACUCGGUUCGCCAUCUAUGAGACCGUGCGUGACCACUUGGCCAAGGGCAGCCAGGGCCCGAUGCCCUUCCACACCAAGGUGUUGCUGGGCGCCAUGAGCGGUCUGACUGGAGGCUUCGUGGGGACGCCUGCGGACAUGGUCAACGUCAGGAUGCAGAAUGACGUGAAGCUGCCCGCGGGUCAGCGGCGCAACUACGCCCAUGCCCUGGAUGGCCUGUACCGCGUGGCUCGAGAAGAGGGUCUGAAGAAGCUGUUCUCGGGCGCGAGCAUGGCGUCCAGCCGAGGAGCUCUGGUCACCAUGGGCCAGCUGUCCUGCUACGACCAGACCAAGCAGCUGGUCCUCUGCACUGGGUAUAUGUCCGACAACAUCUUCACUCAUUUCAUCUCCAGCUUCAUUGCGGGGGGAUGCGCCACGUUCCUGUGCCAGCCCCUGGACGUGCUGAAGACCCGCCUGAUGAACGCCAAGGGCGAGUACCAGGGCGUGCUGCACUGCGCAGUGGAGACCGCGAAGCUCGGGCCCCUGGCCUUCUACAAGGGCCUCUUCCCUGCCGGCAUCCGGCUCAUACCACACACCGUGCUCACCUUCGUGUUCCUGGAGCAGCUCCGCAAGCACUUCGGCAUCAAAGUGCUGUCCUGACCCGGCCGCAGGGUCGCCAGCACUAGGUUCUUCCAAAGAGUCAGGUCGGGGUGCCGGGGCCACCACCUGCUCCUGGAGCCUCAGCCCCUCCUGGCCCUGCCACUGGCUGGGCGCAUUCCAGUGACCUUGUCCCCUCCCAGGCCCUCCCUGUCACCAUGGUUGCCCCUCCCAGGUGCCGUGGCCGGUCAGCGCUGCCCCCAGCAGUGUCUGUCGAGUAGUCGGGUGGCAGAGCCAGGCUGCGCUCACCACGCUCUGCACGCGCACAUGCUCUGCACACGCACUGUCGGGAGGGAGGGACCGUGCCUUUGUGCCCUCGAGGGCAGUGAGGAAGCCAGCCAGGCGAGCGCAGACUAGGAGCCAGCACCGGGAAGGGCGGCUCCGGCAAGGCGAGGCCAUGCUGGUGAUGGAUGGGUCCCCGAGGUCUCUGCCCACCCCCACCCCACUUGCUUUAAUGAUUAGUUUGACCAAAACCUCAGUGCCAACAGGCUGCUGCUGUCCUCAGGGACUGUGCCUGUGUCCCCAAGGCCACCUGUGUCCUUCCCUCCUGGCUCCCUGGGAAACGGAACCCACAUGGGGCCAAGGCGGCCAGCAGGUGCAUCUUGUGUGGACAGCGGUCGCCCCACAGCCUGUCCCCUGCAAACAGGGCUGGCCGCCGCGCCCAGCUGUCUCCCCAGGCCCCCUGGAAGGGCCGAGUGCAGCCCACGCGCUCUGCAGUGGCUGCUAAUAAACACAGAGCCACCCCGCCUCUGGCCUCCACACUGCGCCACCCAGGGCAGCACGUACCCCUAAGCAGGGCAGGGCUGAGGGCCUUGGCUGGGACCUUGGCAUUUAGUGACUGGUGGGCAGAGGAAUUGGGGGAGUGAGGCUGGGGGUGCGGGGGUGCUUGCAUUGGGGCGUCUGGGUCCGCAUAGACCUUCUGGACCCCGCAGGGCCACCCCACCCAGCAAGUACCAGGUGUUGCAGGCCCCCUCCCCCACUGUGAGUGGGCCAGGCUGGGCAUCUGUGGGGGCAGGGCCGACCACCCCCAACAGGCCCUGUGGGUGCGCCUGAAGGGAGCCCUAGGCCGUGGAAGUGGGCCCAGGACAGGCUGAUGGGCUGGGGCUGGAGCCAGUGUGGCCACUGCCCCGAGGCCUGGCGCUGCCACAGGACAGGCAAGGGGAUGGCCUGGUGGUCACACCCAGAUGCUGCCCUGGGCCUGAGCAGGGAGACCCGUGGGGUCUCGAGGGUGUAGAAAAGCAGAUGAGAGCGGAGGCAGUCGCACGGCUCUGUGCCUGUGCUGAAAACCGCUGUAUGGCAACACUUCUGUCGUCUGGGGGGAAGGACCCCCCCUUCCCUGUUCCAGCUUAAGCUGAGACCACACAGGGUGGCUGUGGGCUGUCACAGACCCCUCCCCGCCCAGCCCAUGGGGUUAUUUGGAAGAGCUCAGACAUGGUGUCAUUUACAUAUAAAUUACUAAAGUGCA